AUGCAGCAACCGCUGGCCAUCACGCAUGCGAAUGAUGAAGCGGGCGACGGUGAUCUUCCUCCACUUCCAAAGGCGACAUUGCCGAAACUUCCCCCGGCAAAGACUCCGGCCGCAAAGACACCAGCCAAACCUCAAGCGGUUGCCGAAGCUCCGAAGCCGGCACCCAAGGCACAGCCGCAGUCGAGCCCGAGCGUAGGACCGACCGUUCAGGUUGCACAAGAGAACGGCCAGACAUCGCCGAAGGCCACUCCACCCACUCCGGUAGCCAAACCCCAGAAGGUUGAGCUCUCGGAAAACGAGAAACGCAAUCGACGUCUGGCCGAACAACAGCGGCUGGCCGAGCUACAGCGGAAGAACGAAUUCCGUCCGCCGCAAGCCGAUCGGCCGACGAUCAAUCGCCCCGUGGUGCAGGCCACCAAACCGAUGGGCGCGCCCACUGUCGAACCGCAGCCGACCCGUCCCGCUCCGGUUACGGCCCCUCUGCAGCCGGCACCGGUGGUCGCUCAGAAGCAAACUCCACGCGAGAAGCCAGUCUUCGACCGUCCUGUGGUCGAGUCUCCUGUGGCUACUCCGAAGCCCCAACUCGCAGAGAAGAAACCGCAGCCGGCGAAGGUAACGCCGAAGGUUGUUGAAGAAGCGAAACCGCAAGUUGCUGAAACAAAACCGCAGCCGGUUGAAAAGCAACCGCUAGUUGCAGCGAAGAAACCACAACCGGUGGCGGUCCCGGCGAAGAAAUCUCCCCCCUCGCCGGCCGCCAUCGAUCAAGACACUGCCCCGCAAGUGGCUCAGCAACGCGCACCACAGCCAAUGCGAACCCCCGAGCAGAUGCGGUCUUUGACGACCCCCACCGUGCAACCGACCCCCGAACCUCGUUUCGCAGAGGUUCCUGCUCCGCGGAACACGCAAGUGGUGCCCCGCCCUGCACCGCGGGUGGCCGCUCAGGCACCUCGCGUUGCAUCACGGCCUAAGAGCGUGCCACGUUCCGAGCCUCAAGUGCACAUGCCUCCGUUCAUCGCACAACAGGUUGCACAACACGUGCAGUACGGCCAAGACCUUGCCUCGCGCGGAGCCACGCAUUCGGCCCGUAGCGAGUUCAUGCGGGCGCUCGACGUAGUGGCUCACGCGUUGGACGCGCAAGAGAACAGCGAGCGUCAUCGUGACGCCCUUCGCGAAGGGCUCACGGCCUUGGAGGAGGCAGAAGAACUCACGCCCCAUGUCGAGCAAGGUUCGGCCGGGUGGCGACGUUCGGUCGAGAAGCAUUCGACCCCCAUCUUGAAAUCGCCCGAGGCCCAGAACAUCCACCCGUUCAUGGCGAUGCAGAAGUACUGUGCCUUCGCCGGCCAACGGCUGGUGAUCGCGUUGGGCCACGAAGCUUCGGCAUCCAAGGCUCUGUACGGCAUGGCCCGGCUCGAGCUUGAUAUGGAAUCGCCGACUACCAAACAAGCGACUCUGGCCGGCCCGCGAGCGAUUGUGCUGCAUCAGGCCGCACUGAGUAUCGAUUCGAAUAACUACGAGGCAGCCAACGAGCUGGGCGUGUUGUUUGCUCGCUACGGGCAAUACGAACAGGCAAGAGCCGCGUUGCUGCACAGCAUUCGCAUCUCACCGCAGCCAAUUAGUUGGCAGAACCUGGCUUCGGUCUCCGAGUUGCUGGGCGAUCGCGAAACGGCCCACGCUGCCAAGCAUCAGCAGCAAUGGUUGGCCCAAAAGCUUCAGCAAGAGCACCCGUUCACCACCGGGGCGAAUGCUGCUUUGGAUGUGACCAUGCUCGAUCCGAUUACCUUUGCCAACUUGCCCACAGGCGAGCACAGCAUUGGAGCGGCCGCACCUCAAGCGCCGAUGAACGGGCCAGCCCAAACGGCCUUCAAAGGCGAAGACCCCGCGGUGAAGAAGAACGAAAAACCGAUCGUUGCUCGAGUCAUGGCCGGGAACGAUCAGGUUCAACCGCCGCCCGAGCAAAUCGAGCUGCAGGACAACCACAUUGUGUACGAGGGGAUGUUCGGUCCUCCCGAUGCCCAUUGGGCUCCUGCCACCAUGCAUCCUCGCUGUGGCGUUCAGUGCGAUCGUGGUCAGCCGUGCAACGAAUUGCGUUGGAACUCCUGGGGCCCAAUCCCGUGGGAAAUCUUCGCCCAGGGUGAAUACAUCGGCCCGGCUCGACUGGCUCACGUGCCUGAGUAUCGCCUACGGGUGGAUGACACGCUGGAAGUGGUUUACCGCUUGACGGCCGAGGAGAGCAAACAACCGUACCGCUUCAACGUGGGCGAUGUGAUGGAAGUCAGUUCGCUGAGUGACGAAAGUGUGGGCGGCGAAGUCGUCGUUCAGCCCGACGGCACCAUCACGCUGGCCUUGCUAGGCCAAGUGCCCGCCGCCGACCGCACGGUGACCGAACUGCGGGACGACAUUGAACAGCGUUACGAGCAGUACAUUCAGAAGCCGGCCAUCACGGUCAUUCCCCAGAAGCUGAACAACCGCCUGCUCGAAUUGCGAGCCACGGUCGACAACCGUGCCGGUACCGGUGGUCAGUCGCGUCAGGUUAAAGUCACCCCCGAAGGCACCAUUCAACUUCCGGCGUUAGGUUCGGUCUUUGCCCAAGGGCUGACCUUGCCCGAAUUGCGCCGCGAGGUGAACCUCCGCUAUUCCAAAAUCGUCGCUGGGCUGGAAACCACCCCCAUUCUCUCGCAACGUGCCGAACGCUAUGUGUACGUGGUUGGCGAGGUGAAGAAGUCGGGUCGCUACACUCUGGAAGCCCCCACCACGGUGAUUCAAUCGAUCGCCCUGGCCGGCGGCUGGAAUGUGGGUGCCUACCUGGAUCACGUGGUGGUCUUGCGUCGCGAUGAGAACUGGCACCUGAUGGCCACGAAGCUCGACCUUCGAAGAGCACUGUUCGGCAAGGCACCUUGCCCGGCAGACGACAUCUGGAUUCGCGAUUCGGACAUCGUGAUCGUGCCGAAGAGCCCAAUCCUGGCCACGACCGACUUGAUCGACCUGGUGUUCACGCGAGGUAUCUACAGCGUGAUUCCGUUCACGGCUAACGUGUCGUACACCAACCUGUCGUCCUUCGUGCCGGGUGAAUAA
This is a messenger RNA of Cladocopium goreaui, 3072 nucleotides long. The record is from the annotation of a GenBank genome assembly. NCBI's taxonomy places the organism in Eukaryota, Dinophyceae, Suessiales, Symbiodiniaceae.